This is a messenger RNA of Myotis daubentonii (Daubenton's bat), 452 nucleotides long. RefSeq names its product NELL2 interacting cell ontogeny regulator 1 (gene NICOL1). NCBI's taxonomy places the organism in Eukaryota, Metazoa, Chordata, Mammalia, Chiroptera, Vespertilionidae. The record is from RefSeq and is a predicted model, not a curated record.
UUGGGACUGGGGGGGUGGGGGGACCCCGGGCGAGGUCGGGGAGCGCAUGCGCGGUGCGCGCUGAACGCACUGCGUCUCCGCCAGUCGCCGGCGCUGCGUUCGCGGGUCCCGACCGCGGCCCCGCUCCCUCCGCUCGGCCAUGGCGCCCCCGUCGCCGUGCAGUCCCCCGAGGCCGCUGCUGCUGCUGCUGCUGGGCGCGGCGCUGCUGGGCGCCCAGGCCCGCGCCGAGCCCGCCGGGAGCGCCGUCCCCGCGCAGAGCCGCCCGUGCGUGGACUGCCACGCGUUCGAGUUCAUGCAGCGCGCCCUGCAGGACCUGCGGAAGACGGCCUACAGCCUGGACGCGCGGACGGAGACCCUCCUGCUGCAGGCGGAGCGCCGGGCCCUGUGUGCCUGCUGGCCCGCGGGGCGCUAGGACCGCCAGCCUGCCCUCGUCAAUAAACACCCAGCCCAGC